This is a messenger RNA of Rotaria sordida, 6219 nucleotides long. Lineage: Eukaryota; Metazoa; Rotifera; Eurotatoria; Philodinida; Philodinidae. The record is from the annotation of a GenBank genome assembly.
AUGACUGAAAGUUCUGCUACAUCAAAUUUUGAUAAUUAUAUUGUCGAAAUACAUGAUAAUCUUGAUCGUUUACGUGAAAUACCUGGUGUUGAUGAACAAUGUUCAGUACUUAUUGGUGAUCUUGCUCAAGCUUAUUCUGAGCAUCCAUCACCAAUGCAAACAGCAAUGUGUUUAUCAGCAUUAUUUUCUGGACAAAAAAAUAUUUUAACAUUUCUUCGACGUGCAAGUUCAAAAAUUGAAUUAAAAAAGACUAAAAUUGAAAUUUUACAAUUUUUAAAAUUUUUUGUUGAAACUGCAGCAAAUAAAAUUUUACCAUAUGCUGUUGAACUUAAAACAGUUCUAUUAAUUAUAUUUAAUGUUGAUAGUGCAUCGGAUGUACGAGCAGCUAUUUUUCCAAUUUUAUCACAAUUAAUGGAAUUAAGUGCUGGUUUUCCUGAUAUGGAAAGUGAAAUUGAUAAAAUGGCUACAACAUUUCUUGAUCAAAUUGGUUUACAAGGUUCAAAAACAACAGCAACAAUCAAAGGACUUUCUUUGGCAUUUUUGGGUUUAUUAUGUAAAUGUUUUCCAGAACAUAUGCGAAAAUAUUCAGAUCCACUUUUACUUGGACAAAUUUUAAAAUAUUUACAUGAACAUCUCGUUCGAGAUGUUGUUAAAUUUGAAAUGUUAAUUGCUGCUGGUGCUAUGGAAGGUCUUAUUUAUUAUCUUGUUAAUUUUGUUCCAUCAUCAAUUCCAGUUCAACAAUCAACAUUAAAUCGAAAUAAAACAAAAGAAGAUGAAAAACGUAUAAAAGAAGAACAAAUACGAUGUGAAUCAGAUUUAAAACGUGUUUAUAUAUAUGCAUCACGUGCUAUACAAACACAAGAUCAAACUAAUUUAAAUCGAUACGCAUUGGUUAAAGCUGGUCUUGAAUUAUUUGCUCAACAUUCAACUUUAUUUACUGAAUAUCUUUAUGAUGAUUAUCCUGAAAUACUUCGUUGUCUACGUGCAUGGAAUGCACAUGAUAAUUAUGAUGUCAAAAAAAUUGCUCAACGUGCAUAUGAUACUUUUUUACUUGGAGUUGCUAAUGCUUUAAAAGAAUCGAAUGUUAAAACACCAGAACAACGUCGUCGUGCUGUAUAUACAUUUCAAUAUUUUAUUAAAGAAUUUCGAGAUAAAAUUGAUUCACCUGAAUUAGAAAUUCGUGAUUUAGCUAUGGGUAUUCGUGGUUAUGGAAUUUUUGCAAAUGCUUGUAAACUUUAUGGUACAGAAGAUGAUGUUAAAUUUAUGUUUGUUGGUUUAAUUCAACGAUGUGAACAAAUAGCUAUGCCAACAAUAACAUUAUCUCAAGCAAGUGAUGUAUUUGAUGAACGUUUUUAUGCAUUACCAAAUUUACUCGAUGCACUUUCUGCAAUUAUUAUUGAAAUGACAAAUAUUGGUGAAGAAUUUCUUGGUCCACUUGAACGUUUAACUGUAAUGACAAUUGAUUAUUAUCCACGUUAUCAACCAAAACCACAAGCAACAACAUGUUCAUCUGUUAUUAAAAUGAUUUUAGCUUUACAAACAAAACCAACAUCUUAUAAACCAUUUUUAACACGAAUUGUUAGUCAAGCAAUAAUACGUUGUUGUUCACAUCCAUUAAAAUCAACAGUUGAACAACAAAUAGAAAAUAUUGAACCAGAUGUAUCAGACGAACAAGCUAAAUCUUUAUUAGCUAUUGGAAAAACAAUAACUUAUGAAAAUUAUAUACCAUUAUGGAAAACAAUUUUAAAUGUAACAUCAUUAAAAGAAUUUGAUACAAGUACAUAUCCAAUAUUUGAUCGACAAAAUAUGCUUGUUUCAUUAUAUGAUGAAAUGAUUGACUCAAUAUUACAUAUUAUUGAUCGACUUGAUUUAAGUGUUGAUAAAGAAAAAACAGAAGAUGAAAAUGAUGAUGGUACAACAACAACGGAUCCAGUUUUUGGAAUGAGACCUGUUAAACCAAAAGAUUUUGAAAUAUUUUAUAAUCUUGUCGAUUUUUGUCAAGAUUUAUUACCUGAACAAUCACCAGAUUUAUUUCAAAAAUGGAUAUUUCGAUUUUUAUAUGAAAUUAUUACUGCUUCAACAAAAUAUCCAUUAGUUAGUGGAAUGUAUCGAUUUGUUACAUUAGUUAUGAAUAUAUGUUUAAAAUUAAAUUUUUUCAAAUCUGAUCGAAUAAUACCAACAACUCGUGGUGGUAUUGAAAUGAUGGAUAUAGAUAUAAAUGAAAAUGAACAAGUUUUAUCAGUUUGUACAUUAGUUCGACGUUUUGCACAUGAAGUAUUAUCACGUCAAAAACAAUAUCGUGAUGAUUUACUUAUAUCAUGUUUACAAUUUCUUAUAUCAUUACCAUCUGAAUGUAUUGAUUAUGAUUUUGCUGAUUAUGUACCAGCUAUUCAACUUGCUUUAAGUAUUGGUUUAACUUAUUUACCAUUAGCUGAACAAACAAUAAAUAGUCUUGAACGAUGGUCACAAUCAACAGCAUUAAAUUUAUCGAAUUUUUAUGAUCAAAUAUUACCUUAUUUAGAUGAUUUUCUACGUUUAUCUCAUGAUCAAGGUGAAGAUGUUAAUGUUCGUGCUAUAAUAUCAUCUCUACAAGAAAAAACACGUUUGAAUUCUAAAACUAAACAUGUCUUACCAACAAGAAUGCUUAAAAAAGCAAAACAAAUUAAACAUCUUUUCGAAGAUAGUGAUAUUCGCCGAGUUCAAUUUCGUAUUUUAAAAUAUCUUGGUUCAAUAGGCAAUCGUACAAAUCAUUAUCUUAUUGAUAAUACUUCAAAUUAUUUAAUCAAAGAAGCUGUAGCAUGGGAUAAUGAAAAUCAUUUAACAUUUAAUGUUCCAUUUGAUGAUAUUAAACCAACAAUACAUCUUGAUACUUUUCUACCUCGUAUUAUCGAUUUAGCAUUACAUAGUAGUGAUCGUCAAACAAAAAUAACAGCUUGUGAAUUACUUCAAUCAAUAAUGCUUUAUAUGAUUGGAAAAAGUGCAAAUAAUCGAAGCAAUGCAGCAGCUUCUUAUGAAAAACUUUAUGCUCGUUUAUUUCCAGCUGUACUUGAACUUUCCUGUGAUUCUGAUACUUUUACAAAAACACUUUUUACUACAUUUAUGAUUCAAAUGAUACAUUGGUUUACUAAAAAUCACAAUUAUGAAAAUCCUGAAACAAUGUCAAUGCUUGAUACAUUUAUGGAUGGUAUGAUAUCCGGACGUAAUGCAUCCAUACGUGAUUUUAGUGGUGUUUGUUUAAAAGAAUUUCUUAAAUGGGCUGUUAAACAUGCUGGUGGUUUUGAUAAACCUGCUUAUUUAAAAAAUGCAACAUCAAUUCUUAAACGUAUUAUUAGUUUUUCAAUGCAUCCAAAUAGUUUUAAAAGACUUGGUUCAACAUUAGCAUGGAAUUCAAUUUAUACACUAUAUCGUGAAUCAGAAACAUUAAUAGAUGUUUAUACACUUCAAUUACUUUAUGUAUUUGUUGAAAGUUUAGCUAUUGCUCAAGGAGAUGAUUCAUCUCUUGGUACUCAACAGCAAGCAAUAGGUGCUUUAUCACAUGUACAAAGAAUCAUAAAAGAAAAAUCCCAAGUAUUUAUUAAAGAAACAUCUAAACGACAUCGUCCACCAUCAUGGACUGAUGCAACACUUGAUGUUGCUGUUCGAUGGUUACUUCGACAAUGUGGAAGAAUUGAAACUGAAGCAAGACGAAAAUGUAUUGAACUUGUUUGUACAUUUAUUCCAUUAUUACCAGGAAUUCGAUCGAUUAGAGAAUAUUUUGAAUUAAAAGUAAAAUCAGAUGGAAAUGCUUAUUUUAUUGAACGAUUUGAAGGAACAUUAAGUAAAGAAAAGAAAACAAAAUUUAAAGCUAAUUUAGCUAAUCAAAUAUGUUUAACUGAUAUGAGUGAACAAUUUUCAGUUGCAAUAGUUUAUCAAUGGCUUGAUACUGUUAUUGCUUCAUUAGAUUGUUAUACUUGGGUAUUUUCACAAGGUUUUCUUAAUCCUGUUCUAUUUCAAGACAACAAUCAACAAAGUCGUUUAAUUAUUGCAUUAUCAUAUUUUAUACCAAAAAUUUCAAUGAAUACAUUGUAUGAUAUAGUUAAUUAUUUUCCAUCAUCGAAUCAAACACAUGUAUUUACACCGACUGAUAUUAGUCAAUUUGAUACAGCGAAAUGUACAGUUAUUGUUCGUUUAUUGAAUUUUAUUACAGCACUUUGGUCUAAAUAUCCACAAGAUACAAUGCGAGCUAUUGAUAAUUCAUUUUAUAAUAAUGAUUUAACAAAAUUAAUUUUAACUUGUGUAUUUAAUCCAACACAAUUAGGAUUUGAUAUAAAUAAUGAAGAAAUUAAUAAGAAAUUACCUGAAAGAAUUCUUAUUUUACUUAAAUCAAUGACAACUCAUCUACCUGAUAAAUUAUUACAAUCAUUCUAUGAUAUUGCAUUAGAAAUGACAAAAACUGAUGGACUUUACAAUUUAACCAAAGAAUUAAAUCAAAAUCCAAUUCAUUGGGCAUUAAUAUUUACUAUAACUCGUGGACAUCGUCUCUUACAUGAUGUUCGAUUACUACCUAAACCUGAUGAACCUGAAGAAUAUGCAAAAGAAUUAUGGACAACAAUGCUAUCGAAAAUGAUUAAUCAUGAAGAAGAUUUCGAUAAAGCAAAUUUUGUUUUAACUGUCGAUACUCAACGUGGUUUACAAUCUCUAUUGGAUUAUAUUAUUUACUUAGGCAUUAAGCCUAAUCAAGUUUUACCAUAUUUUUUUCAAUCAAAUCGUAUACAUACAGAUUCUGGUAUGACAACAAUUGGUACAUAUUUAUUAACAUUAUUUAAACAUCAAGUAACAAGUUGGCUUGGUAUAACACCACAUUUUAUAAUUGAUAAUGUUGGUGGAAUAAAUUCUGUUGAACAAUGUCGUCCAAUUGUUGCAUUUUUAAGUACUGUUCUUGAUUUAUGUAGUCGUGAAAAAGAUAUUCGUCAACAUUAUGGUUCACAAUUUAUUUAUGGUAUAUAUACAUGUUGGCCACAAUUUUCUUCACUUUAUUAUUCAACAAAUAUUGAUGAUAAAUUAUUAAUUGUAACAUUAUUAACAAAAACAUUUAUAAUUGAUAGUCAUCAAUUAAUAUUACAUGAACAAUUUGAUAAUAUAUCACAAAUGUAUUUAUUAUUAUUAAUUGAUAAACAAUUAAAUUUAACAUUUAAAAUACGUUUACUUGAUUUAUUAGCAUUUUUUGCAUCAAUUGAUACAGAUGAAAAUUUAAAUGAAGAUAAACGUCAAAAAUGGUCAAAUGAUCUUUGUCGUACAUUAAGACAAUUUACAGCUGAUUGUUUUCCAUUAAAAAGUACAGAAUUUUCCAUAGGUACACAAGAAUAUCAUGAAUAUCAAGCAGCUAUAAGAAAAAUUCUUUCAGCACUUGAAUUAUCAUCAUCAUUUAUAUUAUUUGAAUUAUUAAUAUGGAUGUUAUGUUGUGAACAACAUCAUAUAUUUGAAGAAGAAAUUUUAUUAUCAAUAAGUCGUUAUGUUAUUAAUUUAAAUAAUCAUAUUAAACAAUCAAAUUUACUUGAUUAUAUUUAUUCAAUAAUAUAUGGUAAAAAUUCAUUAUUUCGUACUGAACAUCGUUUAAAUGCAUUAGAAAAAUUAAUAUUAAAAAUUUUAACAUCUGUACGUAAAAUAACAUUAAUUGAAUUUUAUAAAAAAUAUAUAUGUACAUUAGUUAUUGAUGAACUUGAUGCUAAACUUGAUUUAACAUCACAAACAUUAAUAUCAAUGUUAAUAAAUAAAGUUUGUACAUAUCGUUUAGUUGAUCAUAUGUAUACAAUAUUAAAUAAAGAUGAUAUAUUUGGUAUAAAUUCUUCUAUUGCAAAAGUUUUUUAUGAACAUUUAAAAAAACAAGAAGAAGCACGAAAAUUUUUAAAUGUUGAAAUACCAAUAACAGCUAUUAAAUUUGGACAAACAUUUGAUGGUAAAGAAUUAACUAAACAUAUUAUUACACGUGCACGUGCACAAUUUGUUGAUGGAAGAUUAAUGAAAUCUAUGGAUGUUAUGUUAGCUGGAAUAAAUACAAAUGAAAAACAAAUUAAAUUACAUUUAACACGUUCAUUAGCAACAGGUUCAUUUAAUUGUCUUAUUUCAUUACUUAUUUGUACACAAACAGAAGCUAAACUUUAUAAAGCUUUUAUUUUUGAUGCUAAUCCAGCUAAGGUAAAAUCAUAUGUUUCAAAGAGAAUAAACUAUGUACGCAAAUAG